Molecule: messenger RNA, 481 nt
Organism: Trypanosoma conorhini
Lineage: Eukaryota; Euglenozoa; Kinetoplastea; Trypanosomatida; Trypanosomatidae
Product: surface protease GP63
Exons: 1
Source: RefSeq, a predicted model, not a curated record
CUCGGCGCCGCUGGGUAUAGUGCCGUGCCCCGAGGGAGAAGCAAUCGAUGCGGGGUUGGAGGGUUUCGAGGCAGGCGGGAAGAUCAAGUGCCCGAGGUACGAGGAGGUGUGCACCAUCGCCGCCAACGGCAGCAGCCUCGUUGUUCCGCGCGUGUUGAGUGGAGCCGAGCAGGCGAAGGGCGCGGCAGUUGAGCCGCCCGGUGCGGGGGCCCCUGCCGGGGCAGCGGGUGGAGAUUCUCCCGGUCCGGAGGAGGCCACAGAGGCGGCGGCGGCAGCAGCUGCUGCGUCCCCCGAUGUGCCUGCGCCGCCCACCCCGACGCCGGCGGCAUCCGUCAACGGCAGCGCCGUGCAGAAGAAACUUGACGGGGCGGCGCGGCAACUCGGAAGCGACGCCGGUGCGGCUGCUGCGGCUGUUGGCUGCAGUCACUUUGUGCUGCUUGCCGUGGCCGCCGCCGCCGCGGUGACGACGCUGUCGCCUUGA